UUUAAAAUUUUAGCCAUGCUUACUAACAGCUAUUUUAAUGAUUUUGGUAUUGUUGUGGUUUUUGUUGGAUUAUAAAAGUAUGACGAAUGUAAUUUUUCUUUUUGUUGUAUUUAUAAUAUUACUCCGAACGACUUAUCAACUGGAUUAUUUUGAACAUGGUAAAUGGAACAUAAAUAUAGAAAAUGAUGGAAAAAUUCUUAACUUGACAGAAAUUAUCGGUCUACAAAAAUGGAGCAAUGCAUUCAUGUUUGUUAAAUCGACUUCUAACAUGAUCUUAAUAAUAUUUAUAAUGGUUGUAAGGAAAAUUAUAGAAGUCCAUUUGAAAUUCAAAUAUUACCCUGAAAAAAUACCGUCAGUGGUUUUUUAUCAUAUUUCAGCUCAGCAGAUGAAUGAUGGACUUUUAGAAUGGUUGAUGUGCAUAAUAAAUGAAGGGUUUACAUAUUUUGGUGUUGAGAUAACUCUUAUGUGGGUUGUUAUACUUGUAGCUACUAACAUUGAUGGAUUUUCAAUUAUUUAUGUUUUAUGGAUUGCAAUAUUCGCCUAUCUUGGUUAUGAAAAAUCAUCCAAGUAUUGGUCUAUAUUUGUUGCAUUCGUGUAUUUUACUAUAGUGUUUAAAUAUUUACUGCUUUUUAAAACUUUGAUUGAUAUUAAGUUUGAUGAAAACUUAUUGAAUAAAAUUGGACCACUUAGUAAUAUUCUAUCUAUUAUAAGCGUAUUGGAUCAUAAAUCUAUAAUAAAAAGAUUGUGUGGACUAGAUUUUGUAGUCUACUACUUUGUUUCUCAACAGUCAUUAAUAUUUAAGACCAAAAAUAAACCUAUAAAUGAACUUAUUGAUACUAAAAGUGAAGAAUUACCAGACAAUUUGAUGACUAAAAGAGAAAAUUUUAAUGUACUAAAACAGAAUAUAUUAUACAUAUAUGCAAAUUUUGUGAUGUUAGUAGUAUUUCUAAACGGCGUAUGUUAUCCAGAUAAAAUAGCUCUAGGCUACUUAUACACGUCAUAUUUAUUUUUUUCGAAAGGUCCUAAAUUUUAUUUACAGCUAUAUUCCAACAUUAUAAAUUUUUUUGAUGAUUUUGACAAUAAUGUAAAUAAACAUAGACAUUGGUUUAUUCAAUUUAUUGUAGCAUUAAGAGAUGCUAUAAUAUCGUGUUCUGACUUACUUUGUUAUUUUGCAGCAUUUAUAUACACAACCGUCAAUUUAUAUGAUUAUAUCUCUAUUACACUUUUAGUCGUAAUGAUAUUUUGGGGAUUGUUAUCAGUCCCAAGAGAAAGUAAAAAUUUCUGGGUGGUACUUAUUAUGUAUAUGCAGGGUGCAAUAUUGUUAAAACAUUUUUGUAAUAUAUCCUAUUUACCUUGGAUUGAAGAACAGUCAAGAUUAGUAAAUGGUUCAAUGGGUGGCAACCUUAUGUUCUAUCCUACAAUUAAAAUUGGAGUAGCCAAUUACAAAAAUACAUUUUAUGUAGAUUUGAUAGUAUUACUAUUUUUAUACAUUCAUAGAGCUAAAUUAAUGAAAAUUGGACUCUGGAUACAAAAUGACAAUUUAACUAAUAUACGUAUAAAAAUAUCACCACUAGACGAAAAUAGAUUGUUGAAAUCUAUCAGAUUGUUUUGUGAGAUUAUUAAAAUACAUUUCAGUCCUAUGAUAAACUUUUCAAAUGAUCUUUAUCGGAAUCACAUGGUUAAAAGCGUAGAUGUUUAUCCUUAUAUGUUUUUGUUAAUUGUUUUUUUGAUGAUCUUCAAUUUAAUUAUAUGGCAUGAUGCAGUAGAAUCUGUCAAGCUAAGUAGAAUUUCCAGUAAAAUCAUUUAUGAAAUUAUAGUGCACUUCAUUAUGCUACUUUUAGAUCGAUGGUUUUAUGUUCGACAAAAUAAACUUGGCAAAUUAAUUUUUCAUAUGAUUUUCACGACAAACUUCUUUUAUGUACUAAUUGAAUUGGCAGAUAUGUUUGAGUAUAAUUAUUUCGUAUUAUGGGCUACCAUUGAAUUUGUUUAUAUAAUGCUUUCCGCUUAUCAAAUUCGUGCUGGAUAUUCUUCUAGAAAUAUUGGUUCAUUUAUUUGGCAUCAUUAUAGCAUAUUAAAUUUAAUAAUAUUUAAAGUGUACUACUAUUGCCCAUUUGUAUACGAAUUAAGAUUGGUGUUUGAUUGGAUAUGGACGGAUUCUACAUUAACCAUGUCUGAAUGGUUUAAAAUGGAAGAUAUAUUUGUACACAUUUGUACUGUAAAGUGCAUAAAUCGAUUGCGUUUUUUAUUGGAUAAUCCUCGAGGAAAAAAAAUUUCACGUAUGACUAAAAUUGUGUUUGGAGGAUUAGUUGCCAUAAUAAUCCUAUCGGUGAUAAUAUUUCCAAUAUUAUGGUUCUCUUUACCUGAAGGUAUACCUGAUACUCCGAAACAUGUAACCAUGCAUAUAAGGUUUUAUCGAGAUACCACAAUAUUAACAACAAAAUCUGCUGAUAUUUACAGCCUAGAUACAUUGGAUUUUGCUGCAUUGAAAGAAGUGUAUAAAAAUCAAUUAUCCCACUUUUUAGAUGGCUAUCGAUACAAUGAAAUCAGUUCAGUGAGUAUAAAAUUGGAAUCAUCUACAGCAUGGUUUGUUACGCCGCAUACAUUUAACACUGUAUUAAACAAAUUACAAGAUUCGAAAAAGGUAAUGAAAUUAUUUGUAGAAUGGUUUAUCUCUCAUGAAAAUGGUUUGACGAUAAGUCAUGGCUCUAACACUAUUCCACUUUUUUGGGAUGUGCGCCAAGAAAUACUUGAGUGCAUCAGUCGUUCAAUAAAUCAUACAAAAAAACAAAAUUAUAACGAUUUGUGUAAAGGAGUUUAUAUUAAACACGUCUUACCAAAAUUUUUAGUCACUCAUUUAAAGUCAACAGAGGCAAAAGUUAUUCCAAAAUUUAUGCAACAUGAUCAAGAAAAUCCAUAUAUGGAUGUGAUUCUUAAAUUUCUUUGCGACAAAGAUGCAAAAAAAUCAUACUGGUGGGGCUUGUCAGAAGUAUGUCCUGAAAGUGACAAAGGCAACUAUCUUAAAGAAAUACCUCAUUCCUCUUGUAUAAGGAAUGAAACGAAAAGUUCAAGAGGAUUUAAUUCAUACAAUAUUUAUAUAUUUAGUGACAGACGUUCUAACUUAUUUGGGAAUUUUGAUAGUGAAGGAGUUUUUGGCCUUUAUACAGCUGUUAUAGUUUAUUUUGGAUUUAAAGUUGCUCACGAUUUAUUUCGAUCAUUUAAAUUUAAAUUAAUAUAUACAGAAAUGCCUUAUCCAGAUCGUAUUUUACAGUUAUGCCAAGAAAUUUAUUUAGUUAGAUCGUUUGGUGAAUGGGAAAUGGAGGAAGAUUUGUAUGCCAUGUUAAUUUAUUUAUUCAAAUCGCCGGAAACAUUACUUAAAUUUACAAAAAUGCCAAAUUAACAAUUGAAAGAUAAAUUCUUUAAAUAUGUAAUUAUUUUAUUGUUUUACCUUUUUUUUUGUUUUAAUUAUCAUUUUGUAAAUUUUUAAUUCUUCACAAAUUCUAUAUUUUACCUUAUUUUUAUAGCA
Messenger RNA from Daktulosphaira vitifoliae (grape phylloxera), 3523 nucleotides. RefSeq names its product piezo-type mechanosensitive ion channel component-like. The record is from RefSeq and is a predicted model, not a curated record. The transcript has 20 exons. Gene Ontology annotation, biological process: detection of mechanical stimulus; cellular response to mechanical stimulus; regulation of membrane potential. Gene Ontology annotation, molecular function: monoatomic cation channel activity; mechanosensitive monoatomic ion channel activity. NCBI's taxonomy places the organism in Eukaryota, Metazoa, Arthropoda, Insecta, Hemiptera, Phylloxeridae. The coding region runs from base 38 to 3397 and encodes 1119 amino acids. Gene Ontology annotation, cellular component: membrane.